Molecule: messenger RNA, 1641 nt
Organism: Mytilus trossulus (common blue mussel)
Lineage: Eukaryota; Metazoa; Mollusca; Bivalvia; Mytilida; Mytilidae
Product: toll-like receptor 4
Exons: 3
Coding region: 1-1641 (546 amino acids)
Cellular component (GO): extracellular matrix
Molecular function (GO): protein binding
Source: RefSeq, a predicted model, not a curated record
AUGACAGCAGAUGAAAAACAUGAUCGUUGUGAUUUCAUCAAAAAAUGCAAAUGUCGACUGAACCCAGUCACGCUGCUGUUUGCUGUCGAUUGUUCCAGAUUGAAAUUAAAAUUAAUUCCUAAACUUCCAAAUAUCAUCGAAAAACUUUCGUUCAAGGACAACAAAAUACAAGCUAUUACUGACCAGGCGUUUUCUGACAUGACCAACCUGUUGAAACUGGAUCUAUCAAGCAAUGAGAUUUACGAACUACGAAAUUCAUCUUUUAUAGGAUUAACAAAUUUGCGCAGCCUGAAUUUACAGAACAAUAGACUGGAUACAAGUAUGACAAGCUUGAACAUAAAGGUAUUGAAACCUUUAGAGAACUUAACAAAUCUAAACAUAAAACACAAUUUAUUUCGAAACUUUCAACCAAAUUUGACAUUACUGGUUUCUCUUAGAUCACUAGGAAUGGAUUUUAUUUCAAAUGAUACAGGAAUGAUAAGUGAAUCGUUUUAUUCUAUGAAAACAUUGCAGGAACUAGACUUGUCAGGAUUAACAGGAAAUUGCUCCGUUCGAUCGUUAACAAAUGAAAGUUUUAAGCACAUUCCUCAAAUUGAAAAUUUGAGGCUUUCAGGUUGUCGUAUUAAACAUAUUAACAAAGGUACAUUCCAGCAACUUAAAAAAAUUUCUGUUUUGGAUAUUUCAAAUAACACCUGCUUAAAAUUCGAAGUCUUGGAGAAUGUAACACAUGAUCUGCAAUUUUCUGCAAUCAAAGUUUUAAAACUCAAUAAAAUCCAUAAGGUGUUUGACAUGAAUACAAUGCUCAGAACUUCUCAAAUAAAGUAUUUGGCUAAUACAUCAAUUCAAGAAAUUCAUGGGGACAGUAACCGACUGCAGCAGAUCGAAAUCGGAGCUAUGUUGUUUAUGCCUAACACACUCGACUACGUAUCAGCCAGAGAUAACCAGUUUUCAUACGGUCCCUUCUUUUGGGAUUUACUACACACUUCCGUGAAGACGUUUAAUGUUUCACAUAUGUUCACAUUUCAUACAGAGGACGAAAAUCCUGAACAAUGUAGUUAUGAUAUUGUAUGUAAGAAAGAACCCAUCACCGAAACAAAGAUGAAAUAUGGUAUGGAGUAUAGGGAUCACGCCACACCGCUGCCAAUGGCACAUCAACUAACAUCACUGAACUAUUCUUCUUGUCAUUUACAUUACAGUGUAUCAUCAUACAGUUUAACAAACAAUAUUCUGCGAAAUAUUGACCUAAUGUCAUCAGAUGAAAGCCAUCACCGUUGUUUUUUCCUCAACGAAUCAUGCAUAUGUCGAAAAGACAAAGUGACCCUUCUGUUUGCUGUCGAUUGUUCCAGAUUAAGGAUAAAAGAGAUUCCUAAACUUCCAAAUAUCAUUGAAGAACUGUCGUUAAAGGACAACAAAAUACAAGUUAUUCCUGACCAGGCGUUUUAUAACUUGACCAACCUGCUUAAACUGGAUCUUUCUAGAAAUGAGAUUUACGAACUUAGAAAUUUAUCUUUUAUAGGAUUAACAAAUUUGCGCAGCCUGAAUUUACAGGACAAUAGACUGGAUGCAAAGAAGACGAACAUCCUGAAAGAUGUAGUUAUGAUAUUGUAUGUAAGAAAGAACCCGCCACAGAAUCAAAGAUGA